AAUUUUUCUCGUGUAAAAAUGCAAGUGACUUUGUCGCUGUCGUCCCUUGUUGGAACUCCCCAGGUAGGAUUUAUUGAGUGUAAAUAAUCGUUUAUAAAGCUUAGCGUUUUUGUUUGCAUAGUGUUUCAAUCUGAAUGGUACACUAGUAAUAGUAACUAUUUCAUUUGAAUAGAGUUGUUAUAAUGAGCUUUAAUAUAAUAAUGUAUUUUUUUAAAUUACGUUUUAGUAUGUGAAUGGUGAACAUCUAAAACGAUCAUUGAAGACCAUCAUAACCUACGCUGAAACCGAUCAUGAACUAAAGAACACCAAUUUUCCAGAACAGGUAUAGAAAAUUCUCAUUCAGUUCAGUUUUCACACAGCUAUAAUUAUUAAUAGGCAUUUCGAUGUCUGCUCUAAUUAGCGUUGAAAAUUGGGAUUUGGAACUGACACCCUGUGUAACGCAAUCACGGUACCACGAAUAACGAAGAUUCUUGUUGGUAUAGCUACUGUUUAAUGUCUCCUGUUUGAACUAAUGUUGUUUUGAUAUUCUUUGAAGGUUCGUGAACUAGUGUUUAACCUGCACAUGAUUCUAACUAAUACAGUCAAGAUGCACGAGUUCCAUGAGGUAUGUUAUUUCACUGGAAUACAUCUACAUGUAUGAUCCUUACUGCGGAAAUAGCAUGUACUCUUGUGUGGGUAACAGUCUUAAAAUCUAAUUUCCACAUUAAUUGCCUUUCUGAUACUAUGCACGAUCAGAAGUUCCACAGAAAAAUUACCACGUCGC
Messenger RNA from Paramuricea clavata, 763 nucleotides. Lineage: Eukaryota; Metazoa; Cnidaria; Anthozoa; Malacalcyonacea; Plexauridae. The record is from the annotation of a GenBank genome assembly.